Molecule: messenger RNA, 3366 nt
Organism: Cyprinus carpio (common carp)
Lineage: Eukaryota; Metazoa; Chordata; Actinopteri; Cypriniformes; Cyprinidae
Product: pleckstrin homology domain-containing family A member 5-like
Exons: 23
Cellular component (GO): cytosol
Molecular function (GO): phosphatidylinositol-3-phosphate binding; phosphatidylinositol-4-phosphate binding; phosphatidylinositol-5-phosphate binding
Source: RefSeq, a predicted model, not a curated record
GUGACUUUCGUUCCUUCGCAAGACAACUGCAUCUUUGUCGUCAACGAACAACUGAAUUGUGGGAAACUUGUCCAUCCUGUUUUAAACAGACCAGCGACCAAAGCACCAGCAGCCGAGAAGAAAGAACGUCCAACCAGCACCAUGAGCGAAGCGUCGAACUACACGGGCGGCUCAGACUAUACCACACAUCCCAGCAGCCCCACAACCAGACUCUCCAGGUCCUCAAAGAAAGUCCACAACUUUGGCAAAAGGUCCAACUCCAUCAAGAGGAACCCCAAUGCCCCGGUGGUGAAAAACGGCUGGCUUUACAAACAGGACAGCACUGGAAUGAAGAUGUGGAAGAAGAGAUGGUUUGUUCUGUCUGACAUGUGUCUCUUCUACUAUAGAGAUGAGAAGGAAGAGGGAAUCUUGGGAAGUAUCCUCCUGCCCAGCUUCCACAUCUCCAUGCUGUCUGUGGAUGACCACAUAACCAGGAAAUACGCCUUCAAGGCGACGCAUCCAAACAUGCGGACGUACUAUUUCAGCACUGACACAGCCAAAGAUAUGGAGUCCUGGAUGAAGGUUAUGACGGAUGCAGCAUUGGUCCACUCUGAGCCAAUCAGAAGGCUUGAGAAGGUGAAGGUGGACUCACGAAGCCCUCAGGAGAUGAACAACAUGCUGAAUCACAGAGUCUUAACCCGACCCGAGAUCCAAAACAACGAGAGAAACCGCGAGACGCUCCGCCAGGAGGAGAAGAAACAGAAAGCCGUGGACAAGCAGAAAGAGAAAGACAGCAGGGUAAGCGUGCAGAAAGAUGGAGAGCGAUACACCCUCCAGAGGGACGCCGACAACUACACUCUGCACUCAGAUGCUCAGAGACUCGCUCUGCAGAAAGACGGAGACCGAUACAUGCUGCAGAAGGACGUGGAGAAAUAUGUCCUGCAGAAAGACGGAGAGAAAUACGCCGUCCACAAAGACGGAGAGAAGUACCUGCUGCAGAAGGAUGGCCAGAAAUACACGCUACACAAAGACGGAGACAAGUUCACGCUUCAGAGGGAAGGCGAAAAAUACGGUCCCCCGAAAGACGGCGAGAAGAUCCUGCAAAGAGAGACGAGGUACCCUCAUGGAGACAAACACAUGCAGCAGAAAGACCCGGAGAAACCCGUCCCGCCGCCGCGGGAGGGUGAGAAAUACGGCUUCCAGAAAGAGGGCGCUGUGGAGCGGCCGCUCACCAAGAUCAACAGCAUCAAACUCCAGCCGGCUCAAGCGGCGGCCAUCGCUGCGGCCGUCUCAGCCUCCAAACAGCUCCAGAGUGCAGCGGGAUCCAGGCAGUACAAGCCGGCCCAGGUCAACGGUUCUGGGGAACGAGGAGGAGACAGAAGCCCUGGAGACAUGAGCAACACGAUGCCCCAGAGGACGUCGGUGCCGCCACAGCCGGCAGAACCAGAGCGAACUCUGAGCAGAACCAACUCCAUGCAGCAGCUGGAGCAGUGGGUCCGUACGCACCGCACACGGGCCCCGGAUGAUGACACCAGGAGCAUGCAUUAAGUCCUACAUAAAAAAACAUUGCCGCGAAACAUGCCGAGCCACCGUGCACAGAUCGUCCCACGCUAUCCCGAGGGCUACCGGACGCUCCCACGUAACAUGCUGCGGCCAGACAGCAUCUGCAGUGUUGCGGGUGUUGCGGGGUCGAUGUACGACCGGGCGCUGCAGCCCACGACUGCAGAGAAGCGGCGCUCCAUACGGGACGACACCAUGUGGCAGCUGUACGAGUGGAUGGGGUGGGGGUCGCUGAGCAGGAUCGAAACCAUGGGCCAGAUUGCCGAGUCCAUCCCCACGUCCCCUUCCCACGGGUCUCUGGCCGGUUACCACACCUUCUCCCCUAAUCGCCCCCUCAACCCGGAUUCCUGCUCUGAAGUUUCCUCGCCGGUGUUUCGUGGGGACGUGACGAUUGAACGCCGCCACCGGCCGCACCUCUCCAAGUACUCCUUUCCUGCCGAGCGCAGGCCUGUUCCUCCCGCACAGAGCAUCACUGCACAGUCUCUGCAAGGCAAAACGCCAGAGGAACUGACCCUGCUGCUCAUCAAGCUCCGGCGGCAGCAGGCCGAGCUCAACAGCCUCCGCGAGCACACGCUCGCUCAGCUAAUGCAGCUAAACCUCGAUGCUGCCAACCCAAAGAGUGAAAUCCUUUCCCAUCACCUACAGAGGAAUCUCAUGUACUUGGACAGCCAGAUGAAGGAGAAUGAGCCAGUAAUCUUCAUGAUUCACACUAUGAUUGAGAACUCUGCGCCAAGGCCGCAACUGUACCAGCAAAUGAGUCCUGAAGAGUACAGAGAAAACACCUACUUAUACAGACCCGAGGAGCUGGACAUCGAUGCGAAGUUAAGUCGACUGUGCGAGCAGGAUAAAGUGGUGAGAAAUCAAGCAGAGAAACUGCAGCAGCUCCACAGAGAAAAGCACACGCUGGAGACGGCCUUGCUGUCGGCCAGUCAGGAGAUCGAGAUGAGCGCCGAAAACCCUGCGGCGGUGCAGAGCGUCAUCCAGCAGCGGGACGUCCUGCAGAGCGGCCUGCUCAGCACCUGCAGAGAGGUGUCACGUGUCAGCUCCGAGCUGGAGCGGAGCUGGAGGGAGUACGAUCGGCUGGAGGCAGACGCCACAAUGGCCAAAACAAACCUACUGGAGCAGCUCGAGGCCCUCGGGAGCCCACAGACGGAGCCGCCCAGCCAAAAACACGUCCAGAUCCAGAAGGAGUUGUGGAGGAUUCAGGAUGUGAUGGAGGCGCUGAACAAGAACAAACCCAAGAGAAACGCAGAACCCAGUUUUCCUGGUGCAAACCCGCUGUCAAACCUGCAUAAAAGUGAAGGGCCUGAUUACAGACUGUAUAAGAGCGAGCCGGAGCUCACCACCGUAGCCGAGGUCGACGAGAGCAACGGCGAAGACAAAUCUGAGCAGACGGCAGAGAAAGAGUCGCCCGGCGUCACCAAAGGUGUAGGUUACCCCGUCGGAGUGGUCAGUCCCAGGACUAAAUCACCCAUGCCUGAAUCCUCCACCAUCGCCUCUUAUGUCACCUUGAGGAAGAGCAAGAAACCUGAUCCCAGAACAUCCCAGCCGCAGGACCGUCCGCGCAGUGCGGUGGAGCACAUGAGCAGCGCUGUAGAGGUGGGCCGAACACGCAUGAGUGUGGAGGAGCAGAUGGAGCGCAUCAGGAAGCACCAGCAGGGGGCGCUGCGUGAACGAAGACGAGAGGACGGGUCGCUGUCCCGCAGCCUCUCCUUCACCAAAGACAACCUCUACUACACCCUACAGGUACUGGAGUUUAUGAGCUUAAAAAUACACCGGCCAGCUUACACUUUCUGCAAUUUAAAUAUAUGAUACACUUUAUAUAUA